Theobroma umbraticum is the source of this 1067-nucleotide messenger RNA. The record is from RefSeq and is a predicted model, not a curated record. NCBI's taxonomy places the organism in Eukaryota, Viridiplantae, Streptophyta, Magnoliopsida, Malvales, Malvaceae.
GGCUAGAACCAUCCAUUCAUCAGCGUCUGCACUCACAUGCUUAGCUUUGUAGCGAGAGUAAGGCUCCGGCAUAUGAUCUCUGUUUGUGGAGUGUUACUCUCCAUGUCCCUCUUCAAUCUAAACCCAUGCUUCAUUGUGGUCGGGUGCAGGUUUCGUGGAAUGUUCUCAAUGCUAUCUCUUCUCCUUCAAAGACAUGGCAAGACUAGCCUUUUCCGUACUGGUUCUCUUCUGCGCCCUAUACAUGACUGGCAUAGCUGCAUCUGCUUCUCCCAGAAAUUCAAGCCCAGCAGACUACAUCGUGGCAUCAUGCAAAGCCACAAGGUAUCCUGCGUUAUGCGCUCAAUGCCUGUCAGGUUAUGCUAGUAAGAUUCGACAAAAUGAGCAACACCUCGCUCAAACUGCCUUAUCAGUCAGCCUAUCCAAGGCUCAAUCAGCUGCGGCUUUUGUUACCAAGAUGACUCAAGUCAGGGGCAUCAAGCCUAGGGAGCGUCAAGCUGUGAAAGACUGUAUUGAAAACAUGGGCGACAGUGUAGAACGACUUAGCCAGUCAGUCAAGGAACUCAGCCAUGUGGGACGAGCUGUGGGUCGGGCCUUCAUGUGGCACAUGAGCAACGUGCAGACAUGGGUCAGUGCUGCACUAACAGAUGAGAAUACUUGCCUUGAUGGCUUUGCAGGCCGUGUCAUGGAUGGAAACAUCAAGACUACAAUAAGGCGCAGGGUCGUCAAUGUUGCUCAAGUUACUAGCAAUGCACUUGCAUUAGUAAAUCACUUAGCAGCAAGACACGGAGCUGCUGCACCUGCUGGGGAGCAUUAGGUUCCCUCUGGAGGACCUCUGGUUAGUGUAUAAAAAUGUUGUUGGCGUCUGUAAGUAAGGUUUGUGCCUGUCUGGAUCUUGUCUAAAAGGGUCUCAGCCUGCUUGGAUUGUAUGAAACCAUAUCAUUUACAUAUCAACUUCAAGUCCAUGCUAAAACACUCCUGUUGCCUUGUAUGAUAGUAAAGUUCUGUUUUCUGUAUAAUGGAAUUAAGCGUAAAUGAAGUAUUUUUUCCUUUUUUAUAUUUUGGUUGAA